CCGACGGCUUUUAUACGAUAACGAACGGUUUUUUUCGCAAAUUAUACAUUGGAGAGGGAUUAGUGCUUGAGCUUCUGUGAGAGAGGUUACAUUCUAACAACCGUCAAAAGAUAAUCCCGUAUUUUUCGCGUACCGUGUUAACUGACAGAUGAAGAAUUAAGAGAAAUACACGGGUAAUCAGCGCUGGUAAUGCCUAGGGCGGUAGAGCCUUUCAGUGUGCCUUUCUUGCCUUAUUAGACGUCGGAUGUCGCUAAUGGCGGACGGAGCGUUCCGUCGAAAUGGUUCUCCAUCUUUUGCAACCGCAUUGUCCGCAGAGUUGUCACAAAAUGACAUCAACGCGCUAAUCACGGGAGCGUCCUCGGUUCGAUGCUGUCUACCUGGAUGUCGCGGGGCGAUCCUGCAUCGUUUCCCUAAAGAUCCUGUUCGACGACGUCAAUGGUUAGUGUUUUGUGGGCUACCUGAUUUGCCCGAAGACAUCUAUCAGCGAUACAGGCUGUGUUCACAGCAUUUUGAUCAAUCGGAAUUGCAACGGGUGGGAUCUAUCAAGCUGAACUCUAAUGCAGUUCCAACGAUAGGCCGCCCCCAGCAUCUUUCGGGCUUCAACCCGCUUCAGCCAAACGAAGCUUCAGGUGUUCUUAAAGAGAUACUCUGUCAGGCUUUGACACCCCGACCUGACGAUACUGCGUUUGAUCCAGAAGAAUUCUUUUGAAAACUUGUCGCGAAAUAUUGAAGGCGGUGGUUCUCAAAUGAAUACAAACGGCAUGAGUUGGUACUUGAUGCUUUAUGGUAAAUAGAAUUGCAUAGUUUAUUGAAAAAAACCGAUUGGAUGGCUUAAGCAGGACACUCUAAGAGGCCAAGCUCAAUCAUCUGUAAGUAACCAGGAAUAUAAAAAAAUGACAUCCCGACAAGACCUCUGCCAUUUUUUACUUCCCGUUAGUAAGCGCCAUCACCUUCAACGUGAAGGAGUAACCACGAUAAAGGAUCUCACACAACGGCCAGCUGAUGAAGAAGUCCACCUAGUAUCUGGUCUCGAUUUCUACAAUAAACUAAAAGUAGCGGGUUUGUACACUGGACGGGUAUAUCAUAACACCGUAUGUCCCACCAAUGUGUCGAUUCUUGAGUUUAAUCCCAAAUUGCACUGUGACAGUUGGCAAGAGUUCAUCGCUUGGCUUCUGCACACCCACGAGCAACUUCGUAAUGAACGACAAUGUGACGUGGUGUGCAUUCACAGUUGGGAUUUUCAUAUCUACUCAAUAAACGACGAUUUCAGACUGAGGAAAAAGGUGCACCUAAGAUGCCAAUCACUCGCGACCCUUCUCGCUCGAAAAUGUGAUGUUAUUGUGCUUCUAAAUUAGCAAUCGCAGUAGUGACAAAUUUACCAGCAGCAGGUGUAUCACGCGCCCGUAUCUGUCCAACUAUCGAAAAAAGAAAAACGUCUUUUUCCUGCCGAAAGUUACGAAGAUCACGUUACAGAUAUUUGUAAAUAGCUAUGAAGUUAUGUGUGAUUGCUUUACUCACUAAGAUUUCCUAGAAGUGUACUGUCUCGGUAAUCGGCAGUUAGUUAUACUUCGUUGUAAUUUUUGGCUAUUUUGUCUUUUCUGUAGUACAACGGGUUACUGGUUAGAUACUGGUGAACAGAAUUGGACAAUCAGAUUAGUGGUUUUGUGCCCGAUCUUAUGGGAAUGCUAAAUGUUGUUGAAAUUGUAAAAAAUAAAU
Messenger RNA from Varroa destructor (honeybee mite), 1716 nucleotides. RefSeq lists its product as uncharacterized. Gene Ontology annotation, molecular function: sequence-specific DNA binding. Lineage: Eukaryota; Metazoa; Arthropoda; Arachnida; Mesostigmata; Varroidae. The record is from RefSeq and is a predicted model, not a curated record.